AGGAACUCUGACUUUGGGGACCCCAACUGAUCAAAACUUUUAACAUGUCUCUAGGACACCUUUACAAUCACAAUACUUUAGGAUAUGCUUAUUCUUUACAAUAUAUUUGGCUUGAGAUGCUGUCAAAUAAAAAUAAAAAAACUCCACAGCUGCCCUUCCGAUGGCUUCCAGUUCCCAUUACUCUCAGCUGUUUUCUGAUUCCUGUGAAAUGCAGAUCGGCCUUAUUGAGGACACCAGCAGUAAGUCCUUAGUAACCCUGCGUGUGGACAGCUCAGGAUUUUAUCUCUACUGGACGUGCCCUAACAUGGAAGUUGAUAGUCUGGAUAUCAGCUUUAUAAGAGAUACUCGGACAGGAAAGUAUGCCAAAAUUCCUAAGGACUCUCGCAUGAGAGAAAUAUUAGGAUUUACUGGAACUGAGCAGCGUCCUGAAGAUAAACUUGUAACUGUUGUGUAUGGGAGUGACCUUGUUAAUAUCAACUUCCUCAACUUUAUGGCUGUCCAGGAGGACACGGCAAAGAUUUGGACUGAUGGACUUUUUAAAUUGGCAACAAAUAUUUUAGCACAAAAUUCAUCUCGGAACACAUUCCUGCAAAAGGCAUACACCAAACUAAAGCUCCAGGUUAAUCAGGAUGGAAGGAUUCCAGUGAAGAAUAUAUUGAAGAUGUUUGCAGCAGAUAAGAAGAGAGUAGAGACUGCUCUGGAAUCCUGUGGGCUGAAUUUUAACAGGAGUGAGUCCAUCAAGCCGGAAGAAUUUACCCUUGAAAUUUUUGAGCGGUUUCUGAAUAAGUUAUGUCUGCGCCCGGACAUUGAUAAGAUCUUACUGGAGCUUGGAGCCAAAGGGAAGCCAUAUUUAAAUCUCGAGCAGCUGAUGGACUUUAUAAACCAGAAGCAAAGAGAUCCAAGACUGAAUGAAAUUCUUUUUCCACCUCUUAAGAGAGACCAGGUCCGCCAACUUAUUGAAAAAUAUGAGUCCAACAAACAAUUUCUAGAAAGGGACCAGAUGUCAAUGGAAGGCUUUAGUCGCUUUCUUGGUGGAAGUGAGAACAGUAUUGUGCCACCAGAGGCCCUAGAUCUAAGUGAUGACAUGACACAACCCCUCUCCAGUUACUUUAUCAACUCCUCUCACAACACCUACCUCACUGCUGGACAGUUGACUGGGAACUCCUCAGUGGAGAUGUACCGACAAGUGCUGCUCACUGGGUGCCGCUGUAUUGAGUUGGACUGUUGGAAGGGACGACCCCAGGAUGAGGAGCCCUUUAUUACUCAUGGUUUUACUAUGACCACUGAGAUACCAUUUAAGGAAGUUAUUGAAGCAAUUGCAGAAAGUGCCUUUAAAACUACCCAAUUUCCAGUUAUUCUGUCGUUUGAAAAUCAUGUAGAUUCAGCAAAGCAACAAGCGAAAAUGGCUGAAUAUUGUAGAAACAUCUUUGGAGACGCCCUUUUAAUAGAACCACUGGAGAAAUAUCCUCUCCAGCCAGGUGUGGCUCUACCCAGCCCCCAAGAACUCAUGGGUAGGAUCCUGGUGAAGAACAAAAAAAGGCACAGAGUAGGAGGAAAAGGCUCAGAGGGCAGUGUGAAAAGAAGAGUCAGUGAACAACCGUCUAAUACGUACAGUGACUCGUCCAGUGUGUACGACUCACCUGCUACAGGUACACUUACCUCUGAAUUAGCUGAUGUGUCUUUAACCAAUGGUGAUGAAAAAACUGAGGAGAGAAUUCCUAAGUGUGCAGAACCCCGCAAGUCUAUAGACCGUGAUGCCUAUAGUGAAGAGGAGGAAGAUGAAGAACCUACUGACCCAAAAAAAUCUGAUGAGGGCACAGCAAGUAGUGAAGUCAGUGCCACAGAAGAAAUGUCCAAUCUUGUGAACUAUGUUGAACCUGUCAAGUUCAAGUCAUUUGACUUGGCCAACAAACGGAACAAAUAUUAUGAAAUGUCUUCCUUUGUUGAGACUAAAGCACUGGAACAGCUUACUAAAUCUCCCAUGGAGUUUGUAGAAUAUAACAAGAAGCAGCUGAGUCGUAUUUACCCCAAAGGAACAAGGGUAGAUUCCUCAAACUACAUGCCCCAGGUUUUCUGGAAUGCCGGCUGUCAGAUGGUGGCGUUAAACUUUCAGACAUUGGACCUCCCCAUGCAGCUAAAUAUGGGGAUAUUUGAAUACAACAGGCGCAGCGGAUACCUCCUGAAGCCCGAAUUCAUGCGCAGGACAGACAAGCCAUUUGAUCCAUUCACAGAAAACAUUGUUGAUGGGAUUGUGGCUAAUACAGUGAAAGUAAAGAUUAUUUCAGGACAGUUCCUGUCUGAUAAACGUGUUGGAAUAUACGUAGAAGUUGAUAUGUUUGGUUUGCCUGUUGACACGAAAAGGAAGUUUAAGACAAAAACUUCCCAGGGAAACUCCUUUAACCCUGUGUGGGAUGAAGAACCCUUUAUAUUCCAUAAGGUGGUGCUACCAACCCUUGCCUCUCUUCGUAUUGCUGUUUUUGAGGAAGGUGGGAAGUUUGUUGGUCACAGAAUUCUACCAGUGUCUGCUAUACGGCCAGGUUAUCAUUACAUCUGCCUCAGGAAUGAGAUUAAUCAGCCUCUGUGUCUCCCAGCUCUUCUUGUAUAUACUGAAGCCAAUGAUUAUAUCCCUGAUGACCACCAAGAGUACAUCAGAGCUCUGAUAAACCCCAUCCAACAUGUCAGUCUGGAUGAGAGGGCAAAGAGGCUCGUGGCUUUGAUUGGAGAAAGUGAGCUUAACAACACUGAAAAACCACAAGAUAGAAAAAAGCCAGACACAACAUACGAUUCUACCAACAGGAUCCUGAGUGACAAGAAACCUUCGAUCGCCCCUGUACCACCCCCUGCUCAGCAACGUGACGACCUCAUAGCAAGUAUAUUAACAGAUGUACUACCUCCUUCCUUGGAGGAAUUAAAGUUACAGAAAAGCUUUGUAAAGCUGCUUUGCCGACAAUACCAGGAACUGCGACACAUGCACCGUAAACACCUGCGCAAGGUGUCCUCUCUGUGUAAGGAGCAGAGCAGCAGAUUCAUACAGUUCCAGAGCAUCCGCAAGAAGAAGUUUGGAAAGAGCCCUAAAGCAGGACAAGACUCAUUGCCAGAGCAGGAGGAGCAACAGAAGAAGAUGAUGGAUCUCCAGGGAGAGCAGCAGAGACGUCUUGUAGAGCUUAGGGAAAUGCAACACGAGCAAGAAAGGAAACUUAAGCACUUUCACCUUCAACAGGCUGUGCUGAAGCUACAUGACGUUGCCCAAGCCUAUCAUUCCUCCCAGCUCAAGAAGUUAAAAGAAACUAGUGAGAAAGAGAAGAAAGAACUGCAAAAGAUACUGGACAGAAAGAGACAUAACAGCAUCACUAAGGUCAAGUCACAAGAGCGCCACAAGAAGGAAGGAGAACUGACCGAGAUCAACAGACGUCACAUCAACGAGUCGGUGAACUUUAUACGCAGUUUAGAAGAAGCACAAAACAAGCGUCUAGAAAAGUUGCUUGCUGCUCACCAAGAGACAUUGCAGAGAAUAAAGGAUGAGGAACCAAAGCUAAUGGCCCAGUUAGAGGAGGAAUGCCAAGCAGAGUUACGCCAGCUGCCCCAAGAAGUGCAACGAUAUCUGCAAGAGGAUGGAGGCAGCAAGGGUGGGAGCAGCUCCAGACCCCCUUCUUCAACACAGAGUACCCCUACUUCUAUCACAAGAGGCUGGGGGUCAGAACUUGUUGAAGGAGAUUGUUUACAGACCCCAGAGGACUCAGAUGAUGAAGCCACUCGACUCUGACCCCUAAAAGUCUAGAACUUUUACAAUACUUUCAUAUAUAUAUAUAUAUAGAGAUGAUCACCUCUUUUUUUUUUUAAAGAAGAAAAAUUUAUAUUCACUAAUAUAGUAUCCUCAGAAUUUAUUUUGACACUUGCUAUAAAUGGAGAUGACCAAGCUGAUGUGUUAAUGGACCCAACUAAAAUAUAAUAAGACUGCUAUGGGACAUCCCACAAUUCACCUAUACAUUGUGAAUUAUAGAAAUUCUUUCUGGAAAGAAUUUUUCUUAUAUAUUCACAGUUCUAAUCAGAAGCAGAUGAUAUGUGUGUACCCAUGAAUGAUACUGUUUGUGCAAUACUAUGUAUGAGUGUAAGAGACACUGUGUGCAUGUGCUGUAUGUGGUAUGUAUUAGUGGAGAGUGGGAGUCUGUCACCGUCUUAUCCCAUUUUAUGUAUUUUUUACACACAUUUUAUUUCUCUAUUAAAAUGGUCAGAA
Molecule: messenger RNA, 4234 nt
Organism: Hyla sarda
Lineage: Eukaryota; Metazoa; Chordata; Amphibia; Anura; Hylidae
Gene: PLCB3
Product: phospholipase C beta 3
Exons: 33
Coding region: 161-3763 (1200 amino acids)
Biological process (GO): phosphatidylinositol-mediated signaling; lipid catabolic process
Molecular function (GO): phosphatidylinositol-4,5-bisphosphate phospholipase C activity; calmodulin binding; calcium ion binding
Source: RefSeq, a predicted model, not a curated record